CGCUGAAAAAAUUGGACCAAAAAUACCCGAAACUUGAGUAUGGAGAAGCUAUACGGAAUUCAUCCAAAGAGGCAAGUGAUGUCUUUUAUUUUCGUGGUGUUUUUAUCUCGGGUAUGGCUGGAGCCUAUUCAUUAUUCUGUGUGGGAGGAAACGACGGGUGGAGCCUUCUUAGCCCAUUUGACCAAGGAGCUGGGCCUGGGAACCGAGGAACUGGCUGCCAGGUCGGCCCAGGUGGUGUUUGACGACGAUAAGCAGCAUUUGUUGCUGGAUCCUCAGACUGGAGAUUUGUUAUUGAGGGAGACACUAGACCGGGAAGAGCUUUGUGGGCCUGCUGAACCGUGUGUGCUGUAUUUCCAGGUCUUCCUUGAAAUGCCAGUGCAAUUUUUUCAGGGAGAAUUAUGGAUUCAGGACAUUAAUGACCACUCCCCAACGUUCCCGGAUGGGAAAGUGCUCUUGAAAAUACCUGAAAGUAGCCAGCCAGGCACUGUAUUUCCCCUGAAAUCAGCCCAAGAUUUGGAUGUGGGCAGCAAUGGGAUUCAAACAUACACAAUCAGCCCUAAUGAUCAUUUUCACGUUCUCACUCGAAAUAACAGUGAGGGCAUGAAAUUCCCAGACCUGGUACAGGACAAGCCACUGGAUCGGGAGGAGCAGGCUGAGUACAGCUUAAUUCUCAUGGCUCUGGAUGGCGGGUCUCCACCGAGGUCUGGCACUGUCAUGGUUCAAAUCCUGAUCCUGGAUGUCAAUGACAAUGCUCCUGAGUUUGUGGACACCCCAUAUGAGGUUCAGGUCCAGGAGAACAGCCCCUUAAAUUCCCUCAUCCUGACUGUCUCAGCUAGAGACAAGGAUGCUGGACAUUUUGGAAGUGUUUCCUAUGGCUUGUUCCAGCCAUCAGAUGAAAUUAAACGAACUUUCUCAAUACAUGAAGUCACGGGAGAAAUUCGACUGCAAAAGAAACUGGAUUAUGAAAAAAUUAAGUCUUACCGUGUGGAAAUUGAGGCCACAGAUGGAGGAGGCCUUUCUGGGAAAGGAACAGUAGUGAUAGAGGUGGUGGACGUGAAUGACAAUGCCCCUGAACUGACCAUAACUUCACUCACCACCUCCAUCCCAGAAAAUGCUUCUGUGACUGUGGUCUCUAUCUUCAAAAUUCGAGAUAAAGAUUCUGGAGACAAUGGGAAGAUGAUUUGCUCUAUUCCAGAUAAUCUUCCAUUCAUUCUAAAACAAACCUUCAAGAACUUUUACACGCUAAAAACCGAGAACCCUCUGGAUAGAGAGACCACAGCCGAGUACAACAUCACCAUCACUGUCACCGACUUGGGGACACCCAGGCUCAAAACCCAGCACACCAUAACACUACAACUCAUAGAUAUAAAUGACCACUCUCCAGAAUUCUCAGAGAGGGAAAUACUGCUUACAAUUCAAGAGAACGCGCAUCCAGGAACUGUGUUCCCUUUGAAAAUAGCUCAGGACCUUGACAUAGGGAGCAAUACUGUUCAGAACUACACCAUAAACCCCAACGCCCAUUUUCACGUGGUUACUCACAGUCGUGGGGAUGGCAGAAAAUAUCCAGAGCUGGUGCUGGAUAAAGCGCUGGACCGGGAGGAUCAGGCCGACCUCAGUUUAAUACUCACUGCUGUAGAUGGUGGGGAUCCCCCCAGGUCGGGAACCACCACAGUGCGCAUUGAGGUCGUGGACAUCAAUGACAAUGCACCUGAAUUUUUACAGUCACUUUAUGAAGCCCAGAUUCCUGAAAACACGGCCCUGAAUUCUAUAAUUGUCAUCGUCUCUGCCCAAGAUUUAGAUGCAGGUACACAUGGGAGUGUUGUCUACACAUUUCAUGGUGGUGAAGUUAUACAACCAUUUGCAAUAGACAAAAUGACAGGAGAAAUUCGUUUGAAACGAACAUUGGAUUUUGAGGAAAAUCGGUAUUAUAGCUUAGAAAUUGUAGCCACAGACACUGGGGGUCUCUCAGGGAAAUGCACUGUAGCUAUAGAGGUGUUGGAUGUGAAUGACAAUGCCCCUGAACUGACCAUGUCCACGCUGAGUAGAUCUAUUCCAGAAAACUCCCCAGAGACUGUGGUUGCCAUUUUCAGCAUUUCUGAUCCAGAUUCUGGAGACAAUGGUAGGAUGGUUUGCUCCAUCCAAAACGAUGUCCCAUUUCUUUUGAAGCCUUCUUUCAAGAACUUUUACACUUUGGUGACAGAAGGACCACUGGACAGAGAAAGUCGAGCUGAAUACAACAUCACCAUCACUGUCACAGACUUGGGGACACCCAGGCUCAAAACCCAGCACACCAUAACAGUGCAGGUCUCCGACGUCAACGACAACGCCCCCACCUUCACCCAAUCCUCCUACACCCUCUUCGUCCCAGAAAACAACAGCCCCGCCCUGCUCAUAGGCACCAUCAGCGCCACAGACAGAGACUCAGGCUCCAAUGCCCAGUCGGCCAGCGUCACGCUGCACGUGCUGCUGGUGGACGGCUUCUCGCAGCCCUACCUGCCGGCGGCCGAGGCGGCGCCCGAGCGCGCGCAGCCCGCCUCGCUCACCGCGCACCUGGUGGUGGCGCUGGCCGCCGUGUCGUCGCUCUUCCUGCUGUCGCUGCUGCUCUUCGUGGCGCUCAGGCUGUGCAGGAGGAGCGGGCCGGCCGCGCUGGGGGUGUGCUCGGCGGCGCCCGAGGGCCCCUUCCCUGCCCACCUGGUGGACGUCAGCGGCACGGGGACGCUGUCGCACUCCUACCAGUAUGAGGUGUGUCUCUCUGGAGGUACUGGGACCAACGACUUCAAAUUCUUGAAACCGAUUGCCCCCAAUAUCCUGCUUCAAGACACUUAAGAGACCUAUUGGAGAAUGUCAAUUGCAGGAAUAACUUAACUUUCAUUAAAACCAGGUUAGUCUGUUGCUAUUGAUGAUUAUUUUCAUCAAAAGUCAGUAGUUUAAUAUUUGUAUGCAUAUUGAAGCUGCUUUGUAGUUAUACGCUAAUUCCUAUUUUCCUGUUUGCAAAUUCUUGCCCCUUAACGGAUUUAUAAUGCUUUACUUAGAACAGUAUUAAAUUAUUUUUAAUAGUGAUUUCACGUGUUUACGUAAUAGCUCAUUUUCAAUUCUAUAUUCUAAGGUAGUUUAGACAGAUUUUCAGCAUACUAGUUUUUAAUUUCUCCCCUUCAAUAUAUGUG
This is a messenger RNA of Octodon degus (degu), 3164 nucleotides long. RefSeq names its product protocadherin beta-4-like. Bases 40 to 2826 code for a protein of 928 amino acids. Gene Ontology annotation, biological process: homophilic cell-cell adhesion. Gene Ontology annotation, cellular component: plasma membrane. The record is from RefSeq and is a predicted model, not a curated record. Gene Ontology annotation, molecular function: calcium ion binding. Lineage: Eukaryota; Metazoa; Chordata; Mammalia; Rodentia; Octodontidae. The transcript has 3 exons.